UUUUUAUAAAAUAAUUAUUCCACUCGCGCUUGUUGGAUAUGAGAUGGUUAUUGCCCAACGCGCGCUGGUGGAAUAAGUGUUAAAAUAAUUAACUUGCCCUUAUUGAUAGCAUGGAAACGUCAGUCAUCUGUCGCCCUCAACCUAAUCCCCCUUUUGCAGGCCCGCCCCACCCUCCCCGACCUCCCGAUACAUAUCUCAGGUGACAGCAAUUCUGGGAAAGCAGGCUUUCUACGAAUCACAAUCCCAACAAUUGUUGUAGCUUUGUUGCAGAAUAAUUUGACUGUUUUCGCUUCGAGUUUUCACAGUCAAUCCCUUCUCUUGUCUCCAUCAACAAAAGAAACAUUUGGAUCCUAUUUCUGUCUAGGAAAGGAACGUCUAAUCGAUGGCCAAGGCUUCAUUUUUGGCACAGAAGUUGGAAUGCGCGGUUUGCUCGGAGAAGUACAAGGAGCCUAAAGUUUUGCCAUGUCUUCACUCAUACUGCAAAAAAUGUCUGGAAGGUCUAUUAAUGAAACAAGGAGUGGUGUGGAGGAUAAAUUGCCCAUCUUGUCGGAUUAGUGUGGAGAUCCCUGAAGGAGAAGUUGAUUCCCUGCCAGUCAAUUUCUUUCUCAACAAUUUGUUGUCCUUGGUUUCUCUUCACGGAGAUUCUGGGAGUAGCAAUCUUGAGUGUGAUAAUUGUGAAAGUGGUGACCCUCCUGUCAAUAGAUGUGCCACAUGCUGCCAUUUCCUCUGUGAGAUUUGUACUGCAGCGCAUAAACGGGGACGCAGCACCAAAACUCAUCGUCUGAUGUCUCUUGAAGAAGCCAAAGAAGAGGGACCUGUAGCAGUCAUACGUCCAUCCUUGUGCAAAGAACAUGAGGGAGAGAUCCUCAAGUUAUUUUGCGAGACAUGUGAUGAGGCUAUAUGCAGAGACUGUGCUAUUGUCAAGCAUCGUGAACACAAAUAUACUUUUGUUAAGGAUGCUUUCUCAAAGGGUAAGGAGAGUGUGUUGAAAAUUCUGUCAGAAACGAAAACAAAGGCAUCAGUACUCAAGGAGGCAUUAGAUGGUGUUGCAGAAGUGAAAAGAAGUGUCCAAUCCCAUGCAGAACAAACUGCGAGAGAAGUCUUCAACUGUUUUCAAGAACUAACAGCUUGUCUAAAUACUCGCUGUAAUGAGUUAAUUUGUAGCGUAGAAGAGCUUAAGAAGGCUAAACUGAAGCCCCUGGAAAUACUGCAAGGGGAAUUGGAAACAGCACUAGGAAGUGUGCAGAGCAGCAUCGAAUUCACUGAAAGGGCUCUGGAACUUGGAAGUGAAGUUGACAUUUUGAACAUGUGCAAACAAAUGUCUUGCCGAUCACAAGAACUGAAUUCAGCCAAGUGGCAGCUAGAACCGAGUGCCCAUGGUGGCUUUAAGUUUCUCCCUGAUUACCAACUGCAACGAGCAUUGCCAAGCUUUGGUGAUGUCACUGAUGUGUGCACACAUGCUGCUUCAUCAACAGUAACAAUGGGACAUGGAUCAGAAGGUGUCAUGUACAAUACACUAAAUGGACAAUUGAUCGAAUUCUUGAUAACUGCUAACGACUGGAAAGGAAGUAAACGAAAAGAAGGUGGUGAUGUUUUUGAAGUAGAAAUCUCCACAGAAGAAGGUGAAAUAGUUUUUAAUAAGCGAGCUAAGGACUGCGGAAAUGGCACAUACAGUUUUUGUUUUACUCCAAUCCAUGAAAAUAAGAAGCACCAGUUGUCGGUGAAACUAGAUGGUUGUGAUGUGAAGGGAAGUCCUUUUACAUGGGUCAAUGAAAUGUGGAAUCUGUGCUCAGAGGUAGUAGAUGAUUUACGUGAAAAGUCACACUAUAUUGAAUUGACACUGAAGAGAACGAGAGCAACCUAUUGUCACACAAGAGCACAAUUUGAAGAUCAGAAUUCACGGAGGACCAUGCUUAGUCCUCCGCCCACUGGGGACGGGUGCACUGUUUUUGGAUCUUCUUCUUUUGGUUUUGGUAAACAUUCAUGGAAAGUCUGCAUAUCAGGGAAUUUCUCAGCUGGACUUGUUUUAGGGGUUGGUGUAAGCCCACAAAAACAAUGCCCUUGUGAAUUCCGGUGGACAUGGACCAGUUCAAGAAGGAAAUUACUACGGAAAAACAGUGGUGUAUUUGAAUUGUACCUAGACUGUGAUAAUCACACAUUAAUGAUUUACAAUCAACGUACCAAACAGUUAGAGAGAAUGAGGGGAGUCCAAGGAGAAGUGCGCCCUAUGUUUAAAAUGAGCAGCAUUGGAGAUGAGGUUUCCUUGCCUUGCCUGGACAAGAAAAAUGAAGAUGGAACUUGCCAGGACAAGAAAAAUGAAGAUGGAACUUGCCAGGACAAGAAAAAUGAAGGUGGAACUUGCGAGGACAAGAAAAAUGAAGGUGGAACUUGCGAGGACAAGAAAAAUGAAGGUGGAACAAUGAGUUGGUUGCGUAGUUUGAAAUUAUGGUGAGACAAUGACCCGUUGAAAAUUGGUUUUGUCUGGUCAAAUCAUUAGAUGACCAGACAUUUUGUCUGGUCAUUUACACUUCAAAGGAAAAGUUGAUUCAGACCUAGUUCUAUAACCUAAAGUAAGUUGUACAUUAUUCACCUUUCUGAAAGAAAAAAAAAACAGAAAGCAAGCGAAAAAUACGACCUGACCACCUUGACUACAGUAAAAUUUCUGGUAGUUGUAACCCGGGAGUUGUAAUUUUCCAUUUUUUCAUCCAUCAGUCGUGAUUGCAAAGUACUGGAUCUUCCAGUGUAGCAUGUCUAUCAGUGUGUUAAUGCUAAUACAGUCGAAUUUCCAUUAGUGGCAACCCAAGUCUCUACCAUGGCCACUGUCCUUGUUUUUUAGUCUCGGUAGAUGGUCCAUACAUUUACUCUUAUUUUAUUCUCUCCGCAAUGGCAAUGACCACUAAAGAGAGUCGCAACUGCCAAAAAUAACCUUUUGAGAACAGCCAGGUAAUCAAUGACUGACGCUUGGUGUAUACAAAAGCUCAUUUUUUUAGUGCCUCUUUGGUCUCUGUUUCUGUUAGGUUUUGUUAUAUAUGUAUAUAUAUUUUGAUAGUGUUAUGU
This is a messenger RNA of Orbicella faveolata, 3057 nucleotides long. Its product is annotated as E3 ubiquitin-protein ligase TRIM45-like. The record is from RefSeq and is a predicted model, not a curated record. Lineage: Eukaryota; Metazoa; Cnidaria; Anthozoa; Scleractinia; Merulinidae. Gene Ontology annotation, molecular function: zinc ion binding; protein binding.